AAAGGACAGGACCAUUGACGAAGACAUAGAUAACUAUUACAAUUUGCAUGUGCAAGGGUAAAACAUGGUAAAAGCAUAAGGCCCAAUUAUUGAACUAUUGAUGCAAUACUGCAAUUUAUAAGGGUUUAAGGCCCCAUAUUUGGGACUACGGUCCAAUCUAUCCGUUCCUUGUCCGAGAAAUCGCAAAGGAAAACUGUCCUUCCCUUCCAUUUGUUAAACCCAAAACAAAACCCCACGCCCCAGUGGAAGAAAAAGAAAAAAGAAAGAAAAUUAAGGCAAAAAGAUGGGACCAUCUUCGACAGUGAGAGCAGUUGGUGCAAUUCUGCACAGAUUUACAAAUGGGGUUCCCUCGACUUCCUUGAUUGUUUCUCGGGAUGGCCUAUUAAAAAGUAGUAGGAAAUUAUCAUCAGCAUCAUCAGUAUCAUCUUCCACUUCAAUAUUGUAUCAAGUUAACGCUAACAACACUCAGCAUCAACUCCGAAGUAUAUCCACUUUCCCUCCUCUUUGCAUGGGCAGGCGUUCUUCCAAGAUUGCUGGCAGAAAGGGUGCUCAAGAUGCAAAGAAGGCUAAAAUAUAUUCAAGGAUUGGAAAGGAAGUUGUAUCUGCUGUAAAAAAAGGUGGUCCAAAUCCAAUAUCAAAUACGGUUCUUGCAGCUGUGCUAGAGAAAGCCAAGGAGCUUGAUGUACCCAAGGAAAUUUUGGAGCGUAACAUCAAGAGAGCUUCAGAGAAAGGACAAGAGGCAUACAUUGAGAAAGUUUACGAGGUAUAUGGUUAUGGUGGAGUUAGCAUGGUAGUCGAGGUCUUAACAGAUAAAAUAACCAGGUCUGUAGCAGCUGUUAGGGAGGUAGUCAAGGACUAUGGAGGAAAGAUGGCAGAUCCUGGGUCUGUUAUGUUCAAGUUCAGGCGUGUUCGAGUUGUGAAUAUAAAAGUCACUGAUGCUGAUAAAGAUCAGCUCCUUGCCAUUGCAUUAGAUGCUGGUGCUGAGGAUGUUGUUGAGCCUGCAACAUAUGAAGAUGAUACUGAUGAGGAUAGGUCAGAGAGCUAUUAUAAGAUUGUAAGUUCAGCAGAAAACUAUGCACCAAUACUUUCAAAGUUACGUGAUGAAGGAAUAAAUUUUGAGACUGAUAAUGGUUCUGAGCUACUUCCAAUAACCACCAUUGAGGUGGAUGAUGAGGCUAUGGACUUGAACAAGGAACUUAUGUCUAAAUUACUUGAACUUGAUGAUGUUGAUGCUGUUUAUACCGACCAGAAGUGAUUUAUAUCUAGACCAUUUCCGUGAUGGAAUUGAUGUUUCUGAGUCAGUUAACCUGUAGUUAGUGCAUAAAUCACAAUCUUGGCUAGAUUGUUGCUCGUUUUAGCAGGGGCUUUCCCAGAGGACCUUCUUUUGAUAAUUUUCUCUGUUACUCUUUUUACAAAUUCUAAAGAGCUGCCAUGGCUGAAACCACGGU
Molecule: messenger RNA, 1448 nt
Organism: Durio zibethinus
Lineage: Eukaryota; Viridiplantae; Streptophyta; Magnoliopsida; Malvales; Malvaceae
Product: putative transcriptional regulatory protein At2g25830
Cellular component (GO): chloroplast
Source: RefSeq, a predicted model, not a curated record